Messenger RNA from Triticum dicoccoides, 1876 nucleotides. RefSeq lists its product as uncharacterized. Gene Ontology annotation, molecular function: protein binding. Lineage: Eukaryota; Viridiplantae; Streptophyta; Magnoliopsida; Poales; Poaceae. The coding region runs from base 398 to 1876 and encodes 492 amino acids. The record is from RefSeq and is a predicted model, not a curated record. The transcript is spliced from 5 exons.
GCCGCCUGCCGUGCGCCCAUCUCCACUCUCUCGGCGUCGCCGUAGGAGGCCUCGAAUGAGGAUCGAGCGGUCCUUGAGCAUAGGCCCCCAAAUAAGCAGCUCCCCCUUUGGGAGCCGCAGUCCUCAAUCGAAGCAGCAGCAGUUCCAUCUUGAGCUGCUCCUCAAUCCGAGUUACAGCCGGCAAUCGAAGCAAUCCUCUCUGAGCCGCAGUCGGAAAUCGAAGCGCAUCCCCUUUUUAGUGGCAGUACGGAAUCAAAGCAGUCCUUCCCGGGAUACAAUCAGAAGCAGGUGGCGAGAAUCUAGCAGCUAUAUAGAUAUCUGGCCUGGCGGCAACCGCGGUACCCGCCAGUUUUAAGAGAAUACAACCAGCUCCGUCCGGCGACCGACUGCCAGAUCGAUGGCCGAACCAUCCGUGAAGGGCCUCGGCAAAUCCUCCCCCGACGUGGUGGAGGGCAAUGAAGUUGAUAGGCUCAGCAAGUUGCCUGAUGACGUUUUGCUCAACAUUGUAGAGCGACUUGAUAUUGCUGAUGCAGCACGAACCACCAUCCUCUCCAGACGUUGGAAGCAGAUCCCUGCUAUACUCUCAAAGCUUAUCAUAAUGGUUGGUUCUUUUCAGCCCAAUCAUGAAAGUAGGAAGUUAACCUCAGAUGAUAUAGUUCGGGCCAAUACCACCGUGCUGGAAGCAACCAGGAGCAUACUGGAAAGGAGGGCUGGAAGUCCAUACACCAUUCACCUGUUGCGCAUGCAAUUCUACUUGGGAGAUGAGUCCAUUUUCAUUGGCCAGACUGUUGCCAACACCAUAGCAACACAAAAGGUUGCUUCAGUUGAGUUUACAAUCAUGACGAAGGUGCGCAAAAAGAUUACCAAUAAUGGGCUGCUCACUUAUGGGAGGCAGUUCAUGUCAUUUUUUGAUUCGUGCCCAAACACAUUUGGUGGUCUUGCACGCCUCAUGCUAGAGAAUUUGAGGUUAGGCGAAUCAUACUUCCCCAAAAUUUUCAGUGUAUGCAAGCAACUGGAGUUACUCCGCCUCUACCACUGUGAUAUGGGCAUCGACUCUUUGUUGGAAGUGGAACACCCACAACUCAGUGAACUAGUGAUUGCCUGUAGCAGGCUUAUUAAGAGGGUUGAUCUGAAGUGGUUACCAAAACUCACAGUACUGAAAUUUAAUGUAUUUAGAUCUCAAGAUGGCCCCUUUUGUCUUGGUUAUGUCCCACUGCUCCACACUGUGACCAUCAUUAAUACUGGUUUUGCUUGGCACAAGAUGCUCAAGUUUAGUGAGUUGCUGGGUAAAACCGGCAUAAGCAACCUGCAUUUGGACUUCAGAAGCGAAAAGAUUUGGGUCAAACCGGAAGGUCAAAGACAAUUGUUACCGGUGUUCCACAAACUAACGCUUGUGAAUUUGCUUAACAUUUCUGAAGAAUGUGAUUUGACUUGGAUAAUGUUCAUACUCCAAGGUGCACCCACCCUUAAGGAACUACGCAUCUUGGUGCGGGAUCAUUUAUGUGAAAUGAUUUCGGGGGAGCAGAGGAAAAAAUUUGUGUUUAGCGAGGAGAAGGACAAUGGACUAGAGUGGGAACCUGCACCUGAUUUCAAGCACCACAACCUUGCCGAGCUCAGAAUGUAUGGGAGGUUUCGAGCACAAGACAACAUCGUGCGCUUUGUCAGGAAUGUCAUGGAAGCAGCAGUGAAUCUGGAGGACAUAAAACUUUUUAAGAGUCCAGUGUGUGAGAACUGCAAGCACAUGCUUCAGGAGUGGACAUUGAUGGAGAAGUCGUCGCUUAGCCACAAACUCAACAUGGGGAUGCUGUCUUCGAACGUCCAGAUUCAGUUCCCGAGUUUAGGGAAAUUUCGUACAUGGUCAAAAUACUGCUCUUAA